Molecule: messenger RNA, 573 nt
Organism: Lactuca sativa (garden lettuce)
Lineage: Eukaryota; Viridiplantae; Streptophyta; Magnoliopsida; Asterales; Asteraceae
Product: metallothionein-like protein type 2
Molecular function (GO): metal ion binding
Source: RefSeq, a predicted model, not a curated record
AUCACACCAUUAGAAGCACCAAGCUUUAAGCGAAUUCGAUCAAAACACAUUAAUCAUCAAUCUCUUCGAAUCAACUCCAAACCCUCCCGAUCGAUCAUGUCUUGCUGCAGCGGAAAGUGCGGAUGUGGCUCAAGCUGCUCUUGCGGCAGCAGCUGCAACGGAUGCGGGAUGUAUCCUAACAUCGAGACCUCCACCACUGCCACAGUGAUGAUCGUCGACGGUGUUGCACCAAAGAAGAUGUAUGAUGAUGGAAGUGAGGGAAGCUUUGUAGCUGAAGGUGCACAAGGGUGCAAGUGUGGAGGAAACUGCAAGUGUGAUCCUUGCAACUGUUAAGGCUCAUCGAUCCAAAUAAACAUCCAUCUUUCAGUUCAUGUGUUGUAUGUCUCCAUGUUUCUCAUAUUGUGGUGAAAAAUAAAAUAAUAUCCCAAUACAUAUUGGUCUACUAGCCUACUAUGAGUAAUUGAGAAUUAUAUAUAUAUAUGCAGUAUCUGAAAGAUUUGAUGUGUAGUGAAUGAAUCUGUAUGAAAGAAAAAUUGGCAUGUAUGAAAUAUACGAUCAUGAUCUCUUUCUCUC